This is a messenger RNA of Calypte anna (Anna's hummingbird), 6519 nucleotides long. RefSeq names its product tetraspanin 5 (gene TSPAN5). The record is from RefSeq and is a predicted model, not a curated record. Lineage: Eukaryota; Metazoa; Chordata; Aves; Apodiformes; Trochilidae. Gene Ontology annotation, biological process: protein localization to plasma membrane; regulation of vascular endothelial growth factor signaling pathway; protein maturation. The transcript is spliced from 8 exons. The coding region runs from base 506 to 1312 and encodes 268 amino acids. Gene Ontology annotation, cellular component: membrane.
CCCAGCCGGGCGGGGCUCUCCCGGCGGCCGUUGCCACUGUGGGGGUCGGGGCAGGGACCGCUGGGGCAGCUCGGGGAGGUUGGCGGUGGAUAACGCCUGGGCCAGGGCAGCGCCUCUGCCCGGGCGCCUCCUUCCCCGGUGGUUGCCCCCUUUUCCCUUUUCUCUCUCUCGCCUCCUCCCGACGCGAGUAGCCGGGGCCUUCUCCAUGCGGGAGAAGAGGAGGGAGGAGGUGGGAGCUGCUUGUCGGCUCUCCCCGGCGCCCGGCAAGUCGGACCCGCCGCUCCGCGCUGCUCCUGCCGCAUCUCCCCACGGCGCGCAGCCGGCGCUGAGCCCUGCCCGCUGCACCGCUCCCAGCCCCCUUCCCUUCUGUUCUCAUUUUUAAAAAAUCUUACUUCUUUUUUUAAAAAUUAUUAUUAUUUUUUAAUUCUCCCUCGUCCCCCCCGUACCUCCCCCCCCUUCCCUUCGCUUCUCAUCCUGGCUGCGAACAAAGUGUCGAGCACAGAGGAUGUCCGGGAAGCACUACAAGGGGCCUGAAGUCAGUUGUUGCAUCAAAUAUUUCAUCUUCGGCUUCAAUGUCAUUUUCUGGUUCCUUGGCAUAGCAUUUCUUGGGAUUGGACUGUGGGCAUGGAAUGAAAAGGGAGUGCUGUCCAAUAUCUCCUCCAUCACUGACUUGGGUGGCUUUGAUCCAGUUUGGCUCUUCCUGGUGGUAGGAGGAGUUAUGUUCAUUUUGGGAUUUGCAGGAUGCAUUGGAGCUCUGCGAGAGAAUACCUUUCUUCUCAAAUUUUUUUCUGUGUUUCUUGGAAUUAUUUUCUUCUUGGAGCUCACUGCUGGCGUUUUAGCAUUUGUUUUCAAAGACUGGAUAAAGGACCAGCUGUAUUUCUUUAUAAACAACAACAUCAGGGCAUACCGAGAUGACAUUGAUUUGCAAAACCUCAUAGACUUCACACAGGAAUAUUGGCAGUGCUGUGGGGCUUUUGGAGCUGAUGACUGGAACCUUAAUAUUUACUUCAAUUGCACAGAUUCCAAUGCAAGUCGAGAGCGCUGUGGUGUCCCUUUCUCUUGCUGCACUAAAGAUCCUGCUGAAGAUGUUAUUAAUACUCAGUGUGGCUACGAUGCAAGGCAAAAACCAGAAGUUGAUCAGCAGAUUGUUAUCUACACUAAAGGCUGUGUCCCUCAAUUUGAAAAAUGGUUGCAGGACAAUCUCACCAUAGUUGCUGGUAUAUUCAUUGGGAUAGCAUUACUGCAGAUAUUUGGGAUAUGCUUAGCCCAGAAUUUGGUUAGUGACAUUGAGGCUGUCAGAGCCAGCUGGUAAAACUGCUGAAGUAACCACGAGACACUGGACAACUGAAACCCUCUGAAACCUCCAGUGUGUUGCUCCAACACCAAGCUGUAUGGACAUGGGUGACAGGGAAGCCUUCUCUCCCAAGUAGUUCCAAGUCCAAGUUCCUGAUCCUGCAGUGAACUUGAGUUUCUUUGGGGCAGGGGAGCAAGGAGUGGGCUAUUUAAAAUCUGCUGCUCACUGACUUUUUUUUGUUUUGUUUUGUUUUAAACCACCAGUUUGAAAGCUGUUGAGCCGUGAAUCUCUACUGUAUUCUUGAUCUUGAGUAACAAGUGGACACUUUUUAAAAUUGGUGUAUUCAGUGGGACGGAGUUGCAUCAUUGUAGUCUCUGGAUAUGCUGUUUAUUCCUUGUGUCAUGAGCUCUUCAAUAGCUGCCAAAUAUUCCCAAGAUCAUCUCUCUCCUCACCACUCUGUAAAGGAACAAUCUUCUUGUUUUCACAGCUAAACACAGCUACAGGCUUAAACCCGUCGAGCAGGAAGCAACUUUCUAUGCAUCUAUUGUACAGUAAAAGAAAUUGUUUUUAAAACAAAGGAUUUUAUUUUUUUUUUUAAUGCAAGCUUCCAGUUAUCUCUGUGUAGUACUUUGGAUUUGGAAUCAGCAAGCUCACAGGGAGAAUUGCUGAAUUUUAUCAACAUCUUUCUUCCUUUCUCCACCCUUGUAUGAAGGAUGAGGAGUUUUAUAUUUGACAAACAAGGGUUGUAGAGCCUUUGGUUUCUGCCAUACCUUAGGACAUCAGUCUCUUAAGGCAAGGAUGGGGUGUAACUGUAUAAAUGUAAGAAAGCAGUGUGGAUGUUGGGUUCAAGUGAAUAGUAUUAUUCAAAGAGUGAAUUAUAUAUUAACUUAAAAAGAAGUCAAAACAUAUGUAUCUGAUAUGGCUAAAUCUUUUCCUUUUUCUGGAAUUUAGUGUACUUAGGGAUCUCACUAAUAUUAGUGCUUUGGUAUACUUGUGCAAAACUUCUUUUAAGAGAAUUCCUUGGUCUGUUCCUAGCUGAGGCUUUGGUCUUUCCUUUUUUGUUUGUUUUGUUUUGUUUCUUUUUUAAAUUCUUUUUACUUGCAUGAGCUGUGGAGUAAGAAUCUGUGACACUCCAGCGCUUUAAACCUGUGCAUAUGUUUUAAUACAGUCUAAUCCAAACUUACUUAUUGGUAAAUGCAUGUGAUUAUGGGAAGGUCAUAUCCCAUUCCCUUGGGAGUUGGAAAGAACAGCUUUUGCCAGAGUAAAUGCUUACCUCCAGUGAGUAAAUCCUUGCUAUGGGGAUGUCUCUCCCUUUGUGGCUCUAAAUGCAACAAAAGGCUUUCUUGAAGCAAUGGAAUAAAAGUUAAAAAAUAGACGUGUGUGUUAGGGUCAGACAAUACAGACUCUUUUGAAUUGGACAAAAUAGAGUAGAAUUUGGAAUAAAGCACAAAUAGUGGAAGAAGAAUUAGAUCAGACUCCAUACAGCUUAGAGUUUUCGAUUCAUUCUUCUUCAGUAAUAAUAAACUUAAAAACCUGAACGUGGCUUGGGUAGUUUUAUUGCACUUUGUAUAAAUUUAGCUUGUUCUAUGACCCUUCUCAGUAUCUGCAGAACCAGUCCUGAAAGCUGUGAGUGCUUGGCUACUGCUUUGGUCAGACAGUGGUAAAAGGUACAUAGCACCUCUUUGUAAGAGCUUAGCAUCUUUCUGUGAUGAGUUCACCGAGAUGAAGUAUGUGGCAUAGAAGAGGUGAAUGCAUCACUUUCAAAGCUUUUCUUCUGGGGGGAUGGAUAGAAGGCUGGUAUUAUGACCUUUUAAGAUAUUUUUUGGUCCUGUGACUCUUAAACAUAUGAGUGUAUGUACGUUUGCACAUUUUGCUUUUCUGUGCUUCAGUUGGCUGUGGUUUGGUUUUUUUUUUCCCCCCCCUUCUCAAGGCUGGUGGUAGGCUCACCAGUGGCUCCACAGAUGGCACAGACAGUCCUGUUGUCCUCCUCUGAGCAUUACCUCAUCCUUUGCUGGUUAACUCCCACUGACUGGCUCUGAAUCAGGCAGCCUCCAUAUACUUUGGUACCUGCUGGUAAAGGGCAGCCCUGACUCAGAGUAGGGUUUUUUUUUAAGCCUUUGAAAGCAAUUAUAGUUCACUGUCCUUGAUAAAGUUGGUUCCACCUCAUCGCAGUGUUAUGUUUUUUCUUAGCCACUCCUCAUCUUGAGGCUUUACUGGUAUUUGUUUCUCCCCCAAAGGACACACUGUUUUGCCUGAUAGCAUCAGAACAGACAGAGCAUCAGCAUCAGUGUGCAUGGAGAAAUCAGGGAAGUGUGGUUGAGGAAGUAAUCCCUCCAGCCAAGAAACUUGAUUGUGACCCAGUGCUUCAGUUUGGAGAAAAAGAAAAAAGCCUGCAUUACAGAAACAUUCCUUAUUGCCACUGAUCUUGAAUACUGCUAUUGCUGCUAUGGGCUUCUGAAGACAACUUCUUUCUUCUACUUGAAUUUCUGCAGUUGUACUGUAUUGGCCUUCUGUUUUGUCACAUUGCUUUCUGAGUUCCAGUCUGCUGGAUGUGCUGUUGGCAGCAUCAGACUUGAUAGGAAGGUAAAUGCUCUUGGGUGAGCAAAUCUUGUUCUCACUACUUGAACAUUUGUGUAUACAAAUGUGCAACACUUCUGCUGAGUCCCAGAAUGACUGACUGUUCUUAUAAAAACCACUAAAUAACUUAUUUUUCUAGAGUUUGUCCUUAUUGCUACAGAUACUGAUCCUCUCCCCACUCCCAACAGAUGCUCUUAUUUUCCUAAUUUUUGCAGUUUUUUCAUGGAUGCAUAGUGAAUGUUCAGGAUUAGCUGUCUGUAUUGCACAUUUAAAUCCCACAUUUUUUUUUUGUCUACAGAUGGGUAAGAUGUCCUAGAAAAGGCCCCAUCAUCAGCAGCUUAGGUGACCAGUUUGGAAAGCUUGUGGGAGGCCUUGGAUAUCAAUCUAUUACUUUCAGAGCCUGCCAAAUGCAAGCAAGCUUUAUUCCAGAAAACUUGGUGGAAAUUCAGGUGAGCUGCAGCUGGAGAACAACUCCUGGCAAUAAGAUAGGGCAGGUAGUGUGACUUCUUGGCAGUUUGUAGCCUGCCUGAUGUGGUGGUGGGGUAGAUAAUGUGAGUUCUGAGGUCAGUCUCGUUAUCUUGAACAUGCAGUAGCUGUUCAGAGAUUUGUUGGUGGGUCUGUGGCCCUUGUAGGGUGUGAAACAGCUCUGUUUGCUGGGCAGCUUGUGUGGGAUGGUGACCUUGCAAACAAGAGGUCUGGUGGCUUCAGCAGUAGCUGUGGCUUUCAAACCAUUUCCAAAUUCCCCAGGGCAUCACAGUCCUUCAACCUCUGCUUUCUAAAUUCUGUCCACCAUAUUCACGGGCAUUUCUGUUGUUUGAUUUUUAAUUUUUUUUAAAAUUAAUAGCCUACUGGAUAAACGUUUGGUUUGUUGCUGUGUGUGUCUUUUUCAGUAGCACUCGGAUCUCUCUGCUUCAAAAUCCCUAAUUUUGAUUGUGCUCCUUUGAGUUUGAAGCUGUGAUGGUUGCUCAAAGUGUAUUCUGUGUCCCCAAAGCCUUCUUUGAGAGAGAUGCUAAUUGUAGUUCCGGCAUGUAAAUAGUGUUUGAAAUGUAAAUAGUAGCAUGCAGAUUAAGUGAUGAUUCUUCUUCGGGGGACUGCUUUUCACCCUUAAAAGUGAUAAGGAAAGUGAGAUUUGGCUGCUGGCAUCGGUUCACCCCCUCUCCCCGGUGAUACGGGAGAGCUUUCAGCGCCUGCCCUCUAGUGCCUGCCCGGCCCCGGUGCAGCAGCACCCGAGGGAUGGAGGGGAAACCCCGAACCCUCCCCACCCCCAGCUCCCACCCUCCCACCCCCAUUGCGUUUCUCCUUUGCUGCUUGGCGUUAAACCAGCGUUAGACUGUAAAAUAGAGGGCAACCCCUACCAGCUGUGGGAGGUCACCACUGCUUGUGGCAGGGCUAAACAUGGUGCUAUAAGACCUGUCCUGGAUGUUAAUCUGUGUUUUUGUUGCUUUAGGGAUGUCCUUUGUAAAAGAGAUUCUUAUGAACAGUGUUGAUUAUAAGAGAAACUCUCAUGUGGGUUUUUUUGGGUUUUUUUGUUUUUUUGUUUUUUUUGAAUCUGUUUCCCUUCUUGCUGUGUGUGCCUCCUGGCAGGUCUGCAUGUGCCUAGGAAGGAGAUUAGCUCUCAGCAGGUGUCAAGCACAGUUGAAGGUUCCAGUUCCUCCCUCCCAUUUUUAUUUUCUCUCUGAAGUUUUGUUUUUUUUUUCAGGUAUCUGUAAUUGGUCAGAAGACUAUGUAAAGCAAAAGAAAUAAACUACCCUUUUGGAUCUGUUAGCUACCAAAUUUUGCCACAUACAAUAAAGAAUGUCUCCCUUGACAUGCAGUUUAAAAAUAAGUGUUGUGACUACUUGUGUGCACCAGGCAUCACUUCUAGCUGUCUUUUGUGUUUUGGCAAUAUAACUGUUAAUAGAAAGCUCCAUCUGUAUGUGUGUUCCUGUUCACUCUGUGUACAUAGUAGAGGUGGACCUGAUACUACCUUAAACUUGGGGGAGAUUGGAAAUUGGGUUUUGCAACUCACUCAUGUUUGAUAUAUAUAUAUAUAUAUUCCAGAUUAGGUUAAACUGAAUCUCUCUCUCUUCUGGUUCAUCCUGGGUACAUCAAAGUGUUGAUAUUUACCCUUUGUGGAUCAUUCCUUUUUAUAUGAAUGUAUUCUCUUGUGUUCUUUUUUUUUUUCAUCAGUUGUAAAUUGAUUGUAAAAGCCAACUACAAUUAUUGGUUGAAAGUAUUGCUAUAACAGAACUGCAUGCCCAGUAGAGUUGACUUGAGCUUUAGUUGUCUGAUUUUGAACUGGUUACCUUCAGUCUAGGAGAAGAGCAUAGAGCAGGUGCAUCAUCUAUCUAUUACUUGUCAUCUUUAGCAUUAGACUGUGGUAUUGUAUCACAUGCUGAUUUCAAUGGAUGUAACUGGAGUUUACUUAGGAAGUUAAUGCAGCUUCCUGGUAAUUCAUUUUAAGCUAUUGAAAGUGGUCUUGAUCAUGCUACUUGUGUUCUUGGGUUUUUGUUUUUUAAGAGGCAUUUUUUAGGAAUGUUUUAAUACACUUAUGAUGGACAAUACAAUAGUUUUAAUAGUUGUGCAGUAUUCUGUAUUUACUUGAAGUAAAUAAUUUUAUAUGCAAUUUGUUAAUUACAAUUUUAUAAAUAAAAUUGUGUGAAAUAUGA